Molecule: messenger RNA, 3528 nt
Organism: Mesocestoides corti
Lineage: Eukaryota; Metazoa; Platyhelminthes; Cestoda; Cyclophyllidea; Mesocestoididae
Source: the annotation of a GenBank genome assembly
AUGACCGCAAGGCGAAUCUCAAAUUUAAUGAACCGAAACCAUCAAGACUUUGACGACGUACUAGGUUCAUUAUCGUUUUCUUUGACAGCUGAAGAUGAUGUUGGCGGUCUUGACGAAGCUCUAGAAAAAUUUGCGCACAAAAAAGCCAUGUCAUUGAGGAGCCGUCGCCGUGGACCGAUCCAGGGUAUUCCUGAUGAUGAUCUCGAACCUGUUCGAUUUGAGGUGGCUGAAGAUAUAGCAGCCUUGAGCGAAAAAUUCAUCAGCGGUCCUGAAGUGAAUAACAUCAGUACUCAACCUCACUCUCUACCACCGCAAACUUCUGAGAUGUCAAUUUAUUGGCGACCAAAACCACGUUACCGACUCAAAAGUGAACCUUCAUCUCUAAGCAACGGCAUCGAUCAACAAGGGGGUCAUAACAUAAACCGGUUGCCUGACUCCAAAGACCGCAGGUUUCGGUUUUGGGUCGGAAGUAAACGGCGCCGAACAUCCUCGUUGCCAACGAGCUCAGAUUAUCGCCAGCAGCGGUCACCCGUUUAUCUUUCUCCCUCGGAUAUUUUCUCCUACCUUCAACGGCCUUUUCGUCGAUCACGGAACAUGAUUGAUUCCACCGCCGUAUCCCUCCCCGAUGUCCGGGGGGAAAGGGGCAGCAUGCUCUUUAAAUGCUGGGUGCCAAGCCAUUUGGCUUAUUCUGAAGGCCUAAGCGACAUUGAUCGUAUUAAGAAGAAAGAACUGCAAGAAUCACGAAGAUCGCAAAGCAAUGCCUCGGAAAAUGAAUUUGCUGUCGCCAUUGACGACGUAAUGGUCAAGGAAAGGCCUCCAAGUGAAGUUGCCACGACUAACCAGUCAGUGUUAUUCAACAGACUCACUGACCAGUCGACUUCAGUGUUAGAGAAAUCCAGUGGUGUUAACAUUCCACCGCCCCCGACGCCGCCUUUGACCGCCUCGGUAAGCGAAAUAGGCGGUCCUGAGUCUCGUUUGCCUCAAUGUCCGGAACCGGUGCGCAAAAAGAAGUCAAAGCAAAAGCUGUCUUUUAUGAGGUUAUGGGGCCUCGGCUCUUUCCUGGCGGUUCUCUUGUCUGUUUGCUGGGCUCUUUCUGUCUCACCAUUCCUCUGGGGCGCUAUGGUGGGCGGUUUUGCUACCUACUGCACCAUCCGUAUCUACCAAGUGGUGGUCACCUUUCUCUACUCAACCUCAUCCUCCGACUCCAGUUGCUGCUUUACCUCAGUCAACCCCGAAGCGAUGUGCUGUAGUCUGCACAACGCCAUAUUGUCGUCCUGGCGACCACCCUAUGCCGGACCCCUCGUGCUCCCCCAACUUCGAGAUCUUCAGGCCCCACCGGUCCCCCACCUUGCUGACGAGGACAUUCGCUCGGGUCCCUCUAGUGGACCCCUGGGUGAAAGCCUUGGCUACAAACUGGACAAAUUCAGUCGGCCAGUUUACAAGGCUUGGAUGAACGAGAUUAUCUUCUACUCCCCCGAGACGUAUCACAUCAACAACACCCACUCCGUCUACGUAACCCUGGAGGGCACCCAACUGCGUAUCCAACGUCCACGAAAGAAUGUGUCGCGACGCGCGAUGUUCAACUUACCCGUUCCACCUACCUGCGGUGUGCACUUUGUGCACCAACGUAUCUUCGACAUGCGGAAGGUCAACGUCUCACUUCUCCCCCACGGACUCGUGGAGAAACGUCUGUGGAGCAAGAAAUAUCCCAUUUGCCUCACCGUCCAAAGCGAAAGGAAGGUGUCAAGAGUAAAAUCUGAAGAGUUUAGUGGUGCUAGUGGAAUUCCUGACAGCACACAAUUCAGAGAGCGUCAGCCACCACAGCCAAACCCCCAAACUCCGUCCAAUCUUUCAUCGUCUACUGUUGUUGACAAUGGCAUUUCUCCCAAGGUGUCGCAGAGUGAUAUUCAUCGCUCGGUUAGCUUUACUGAUCCAAGCGACGGAGCGGCGAUGGAGUCGCGCUACACCAUUUCUACAAGUCGCUUCCUUCGUGUUGCAACAACUGGUACAACAGAGAAUCAGUCAGUUGAAGCAGCAGCCUCGUCAACUCCCCUCGCGCCAUCAUCACCCCCAACCGACUUCCUCCUCGUCAGACACUCUGAUGUGGACGAAAAGAUCUAUCUUUUCGCUAGGACUUGUCGAGAAAAGGAAGCGUGGUUCAGACGUCUGAGGUACGCGUCGCUUGGGAGGCCCAUGUUAACCACCGCACAACAGGCUUUUAGAUGUCUCUUGUCACCGGACCCAACUCUAAAAAUGUCGAAUUCAGGUGCCUUCCCCACUAUUACUUCCGUCCAUUCGCUGUCGUCCAACCCUGAAUGCGAUUCCACCGCUGACAACUCAACUGCCACCACUACAGCUUCUAUAACCACCGAGGAUUCGGGCAACCAACGGCCUCAGCCACUGUCUGACGAGGCGCUCCAAAUUUCAUAUCUUCGUCAUAUGGCGAAAUUUAUGCCCGCUUCGUGGCUUCUACGAGCCACCCAGGCACUCCAGCUCAACCUCAAUUACGUGAGCUGUGACAGUCAGGUGCCGUGGCUCAACGCGCUUAUUGGGAGGCUGUUUUGGGAUUUUUUGCGACACGAGUACUGGGCAAAGCGAGUGCAAGAAAAGAUACAAGGGAAACUCAAGAAAUUACAUUUGCCCUACUUCGUGAAUGAAUUGACCGUAACGAACAUUGAAAUGGGCUCUGAGCUGCCAGUGGUAAGGAAUGCGGGGAAGCCCUUUCUGGACAACCACGGACUUUGGAUUGAGGCAGAAAUAGUUUAUGCCGGUGGGUUCACAGUAUCCCUGGAGACCAAUAUUAACUUGAUGAAAUUGCGUGACAAGGCCGCACGUCCACUUGGACACAGCACUUCCCCAACUCCUGUAUUGGAUUCACAAAAUGGCCCCGGUUUUGGCAGUCUUGACAAAAACAGAUCGCUAGGCGUCCCAAACACUAGCGAAGAUGCCGCCUUACGCACAAUGGCAGCGUUCAUGUCCGAUGAGGAGGACAGUGCGGAUUCCUCGACGGACAGCGAUAGGGAAAGUGCCUUGACCAAUGCGCUCGCCAGCAUUUUGCCCGCAGCCACCCAAGCACCCUCGGUGCAGUCCACGCACGAGGGAUCACCGAUCGAUGGGUCUCGACCCUUUUCCCCCUCAUCGCACGACGAAAAGAGCGAACUUCUACGACCUAAGCGGCGGCUUUACCGGCUUGUGGAUAGAAUAACGCGGUCGAGUUACUUCCAGAAAGCUGUUGACAGCAAGUUUGUCCAACGCGGAAUGGAAUAUGUUUCAAAUAAAGCUAUUAAUCUUCAAUUAGAGGUGAGUAUGCUCCAUGGAACUCUGGUCCUGAAUGUGCCCCCUCCUCCAAGCGAUCGUCUGUGGUAUGGUUUUCGAGGAAACCCCAAUCUUCGCUUUAAAUUGAAGCCGAAAUUCGGUGAAACCUUGGUUACCAUUCCUCGUUUCCUCGAAAUCCUUGAGAAAAAACUAAUUUUGGAGUUCCAGGCAAGUACUUUCUCUCCAUUUAACCCCAAUGUUUAUCGCCCUUAA